AUGGCAACCGACAAUGACGACCAAGAUUUCCCUUUCCACGUCAACUCACACGCCGUUUCCCUCCUCGCCAAGAAUUGCGGCUUCGAUUCAAUACAGCGAUCAGCAUUACACACGUUGACAGAAACACUGGAAGACUAUUUAGAGAAUCUACUUGCCAAAACACACCUUUAUGCAGAACUUGGGAACCGGACACGACCCAACUAUCAUGACGUGAUACGUUCGUUGGAAGAAUCAGGAAUGCAGUUACCAGAGCUAGGCAAUUAUCUCAAUCAACAUAGGGAGGAUCGUGUACAUAUACCACUUGCUAAUCAAAAGUCAAGCAUUCAAACGGAGGAGAAAUACAACUUUUUAUCGUCGGAUGAUGAGGAAGAAGAGAAUACAGAGGAAACGACAUCAUUACCCGAAUACGCACCUUCUCAUAUGCCAAAGUUCCCAAGUCGCCAUUCUUUCCGUCAAACACCUGUGUAUAUUCAUCGACCUGACGAUCCUCAACGUGUACGAGAGCUCAAUUCCCAGCAAUCACGUGUUGUCGAAGAAAACUUGAAACGAUUAAUGUCAGCAGAAAACCAGCUACUUCGACGGCAUGAUACAAUGGAAGCGGACAUGUUUGAUCUAUCAGUACCCAUUGUCAACUAUGAAAGCGCGAUACAAAGGAAAAAGCGUGUCAAGCGAGCUCAUACGGGUGAUAUUCGAAGCAUCACAACCAAGAAUGACCACAGCCCAAAGCCCAAUAACAACAAUAAUAAUACCACCCCCUCUGAAAUAUCAACCAGGUGA
Messenger RNA from Lichtheimia ornata, 777 nucleotides. RefSeq lists its product as uncharacterized. Lineage: Eukaryota; Fungi; Mucoromycota; Mucoromycetes; Mucorales; Lichtheimiaceae. The record is from RefSeq and is a predicted model, not a curated record. The transcript has 4 exons. Gene Ontology annotation, molecular function: protein heterodimerization activity. The coding region runs from base 1 to 777 and encodes 258 amino acids. Gene Ontology annotation, cellular component: transcription factor TFIID complex. Gene Ontology annotation, biological process: transcription initiation at RNA polymerase II promoter.